Coniophora puteana RWD-64-598 SS2 is the source of this 1344-nucleotide messenger RNA. Its product is annotated as acetyl-CoA acetyl transferase. The record is from RefSeq and is a predicted model, not a curated record. The coding region runs from base 14 to 1222 and encodes 402 amino acids. Gene Ontology annotation, biological process: phenylacetate catabolic process; fatty acid beta-oxidation. Lineage: Eukaryota; Fungi; Basidiomycota; Agaricomycetes; Boletales; Coniophoraceae. The transcript has 5 exons. Gene Ontology annotation, cellular component: peroxisome. Gene Ontology annotation, molecular function: acetyl-CoA C-acyltransferase activity.
CUCACUAAACACCAUGUCCGCAAAGUCCCAGAUCCUCUCCAAGAACGACAACGACGUCGUCAUCGUCACCGCCGUCCGCUCGGCCAUGACCAAGAGCAAGAAAGGCGGCUUCAAAGACACCCGCCCCGAGGAGCUCCUCUCCGGCGUUUUCAAGGCCGCCAUCGCCAAGGCCAAGAUCAACCCCGCUCUCAUCGAGGACAUCACCGUCGGCAACGUCCUCCCCCCCGGCGGCGGCGCCAACACUGCCCGCAUGGCCGCUCUCGCAGCCGGCAUCCCCAACACCACCUCCAUCAGCACCGUCAACCGCCAGUGCUCGUCCGGUCUUGCCGCUGUCAACGGCAUCGCGAACCAGAUCAUUGCAGGGCAGAUUGACAUUGGCAUUGGCGCAGGCGUCGAGUCCAUGACCUUCGGCUGGGGCGCCACCUCCCUCCCCGACGGCUACUCCGACGCCGUCCUCGCCAACAAGGAGUCCGAGGACUGCCUCAUCCCCAUGGGCAUCACCUCCGAGAACGUCGCCAAGGACUACGGCAUCUCGCGCCAGCGCCAGGACGAGUUCUCCGCCAAGUCCUUCCAGAAGGCGGCCGACGCGCAGAAAGCGGGACGCUUCCGCGACGAGAUUGUGCCCCUCAAGGUGAAGGUCGUUGACCCGAAGACAGAGAAGGAGGUCGAGGUGACUGUCGAUAGGGAUGAUGGUGUCCGGGAGGGGGUUACGGCUGAGAGCUUGGGGAAGCUGAAGCCGGCGUUUGCAAAGGACGGGUCGACUCACGCUGGCAACGCCUCGCAGGUCUCGGACGGCGCCGCCGUCGUCAUCCUCGCCCGCCGCUCGACCGCCAAACGCCUCGGCCUGCCCAUCGUCGGCAAAUUCGUUGCCGCGACCGCCGUCGGCGUGCCCCCGCGCAUCAUGGGCGUCGGCCCCGCCUACGCGAUCCCCAAGCUGCUCGAGAAGAUCCACGUGUCCAAGGACGAGGUCGACUUCUACGAGAUCAACGAGGCGUUCGCGUCGCAGGCUAUCUUCAGCGUCGACAAGAUCGGUAUUCCGUUCGAGAAGGUUAACUUGAACGGGGGUGCGAUUGCCAUUGGGCAUCCUCUUGGCUGCACUGGCGCACGUCAAGUCGCGACGGGUCUCAACAUCGCACGGCAACGGAACGAGCGCCUGUUCGUGACGAGCAUGUGUAUCGGCUCAGGCAUGGGCAUGGCCGCUGCGUUCGUUAGCGAGCACUAAACAAAACCGCGACUGCGCGGGUCUGUGGCUAGCUAGAGCGCUUGUCGUUGUCGAUAUGUGUAUCACGCACGAUGUAUAGUAAUUUAUGUGUUUCGAGUCAUCAUAAUAUGCCAUUGGUUUCG